AUGACGGACUCCGUCACAUUGGCGGACGCCGACACGGUGCGGUCGGCGGCGAGGUCGCGGCCCGUCUCGCGAGCAAGGUCGCGGACAUCUCGUCCCUCUUCGGCGUCGUCGACGCGCUCCACGCGCUCGACGCGCUCGAUGCUGGUGGAGGACGAUUUGUCCGGCUGCCUUGUGUCGAGCGAGGACGGGCUGACGAAAGCGGCCGUUCCGAAGCGGCCGCACGUGGAUGGACCGGGCCCUUCCGGGGCGGCGGGCAAGCCGUCCAAAAUCCCCUGCCCGUCGUCCGGGAACGGGGUAGUCCUGGUGGUGCCCGUGGGCCGGGCCACAGAGAGUCCGGCAACGUCGCCGAAGUCCCGGCGACAGGAAAAACGGAGGGACGACGGGGUGUUCGUCCGACCCUCGGAGGUUCCUGCGGCAAAGGGGAAGGUCCCCCAAAAGGACGACUCGCAGCCUGUGGCCGUCUUCAGGGCGGAGGCCCAGAGAAAGCUCGGGGCUGCCCUGGACACGGUGCACAGGUGCGGAAACUUAAAGGGGACCGACCAGAGGCAGCUGAAGGAGAGCAUCAGCUCCGUGAUGUUGAUGGCGGAGGAACUGGACGGGAGUGCCGCCAUCAACAGCGAGUUCACCGCGGGCGCCGUCAAACGGCGAAUGUUGGAGGCGCAGGUGGAGGAGCUCCGUAAGGAGAACAAGGAGCUCCGAAGCCAGCUCCAGGCCCUCCAAGCCCAAAUGCGGCAACUCGCGGCGAACUCGGGGUCGCAACCUCCUCUGGCUGCUUCCCGCGCGCCGCAGGGGUCUCCGAGGGUAAGGGCACCUGGCCCGACCCCCGAGCCGGACGAAGUCGGGGCCUUCAGGGCGGAUAUCAUGAGGGCGACCGGGGAGCUAAUUGAUGCCCGUAUCGGUGCCCAAAUUGAGAAGGGCAUCCGUGAAAUCAAGGCUGCCCUGGGCAUCAGCUCCCCGGCGUCAACAAUCCGCCCUGAAUACCGCCCGCCGCUACAAAGCGAUGGGCGGUACGAGGUUUUGGCCCGCAUCCCUGGCGCGGGGGGUCCGGGGUUUAGGGAUGCCCCCCAUCUGCGUGGGGCACAAGCAGACUUCCCACCUUUGGGUGGUCAACCCGCUAGCCGGCAAACAUCCGGCAGCCAACAGCCGGGGCCGUCGGGCGCAGGGCGCGCGCAGGAUGGCUGGAAUACAGUGGUGAGACGGGGCGGCAAAAACCGCAGCGUCCCUGAGAGGCAGACCCAGAGUACCCAAAGUACUCAGAGGAGCUCUGGGGCUCCCUCUCAGGGGAAGAAGGGCAAACCGGCCCCGCCGUCGCCAUCCAAACUGCGCGCACCGCGCUCGGCGGCCGUAGUCGUGUCGCUCUGCCCGGAGGCGGAGGCUGCGGGUAUGACCUACUCGAAGGUCCUCAAGGAGGCGAAGGAGAAGAUCGACCUUGCCUCCUUGGGUAUUGGAAGUCUGCGCUUCAAGACCGCGGCUACUGGGGCCCGGAUCUUAGAGAUCCCGGGGUCCCAGACGGGAGACCAGGCUGACGCGCUCGCGUCCAAGUUUCGGGACGUCUUCCCGGACGGUACGGUUCGCGUCGCCAGGCCCACCAAAACGGCCGAGAUGAGGCUGAUGGGCCUGGACGACAGUACCGACCGGGAAGAGGUGGCGGCCGCCGUGGCACAACAUGGCGAGUGCACGGCGGACGCCGUCAAUGUCGGAGAAAUUCGGCGCGGCGCGUCGGGCCUGGGCACCUGCUGGGUGCGGGCCCCAUUAGCCGCGGUUAAGAAAGUGACGACGGCAGGGCGGAUUCGUAUCGGCUGGGUAUCAGCCGCUGCGGAACUGCUGCGGCAGAAGCCGCUCCGGUGCUUCAGGUGCCUGGAGAGCGGGCACGUGGUGGCGAGACACGAGCGGGAAAACGAACAAGAAGCGCCAUCUUUCUUUCCAUCGAUGGCGCGGGCGUAG
Achroia grisella is the source of this 1944-nucleotide messenger RNA. RefSeq names its product nascent polypeptide-associated complex subunit alpha, muscle-specific form-like. The coding region runs from base 1 to 1944 and encodes 647 amino acids. NCBI's taxonomy places the organism in Eukaryota, Metazoa, Arthropoda, Insecta, Lepidoptera, Pyralidae. The transcript is spliced from 2 exons. The record is from RefSeq and is a predicted model, not a curated record.